Pyricularia oryzae 70-15 is the source of this 4261-nucleotide messenger RNA. RefSeq lists its product as uncharacterized. The transcript is spliced from 2 exons. The record is from RefSeq and is a predicted model, not a curated record. The coding region runs from base 1145 to 3523 and encodes 792 amino acids. NCBI's taxonomy places the organism in Eukaryota, Fungi, Ascomycota, Sordariomycetes, Magnaporthales, Pyriculariaceae.
CGCGAAAGUUUUCCACCAAGGAGACUGACUAUUGAUUGAGUGUUGCCACCCGCUCAUCCUUCCGAGAGAGUUCCUUACAUGCAGGCCGAGGCUCCGCGUGACAACAAAUCUGUACCCGGGAAUGACGCAAAAAAGAAUCCACACACCUCUUUUGUUUUUGCGAAUCAACUUCUGUCCCCCUUGCGAUCUAGUCGUCCUGGGCGGUAAAAGUCAGAUCCAAUACCCGUGAUUUCUGAGGAGCGGGACUAGGUCCCCUUCUUUUCAGGGUAUCGAGAUAUUGCGGGCGCUUCUGAGCAGCGUGUGGGCAAAUCAGAGCUUGGAGGGUUAUAUUUUGGUACUGCAGACGAAGCGUUGCUCGUCAGGGUUGAAACCGGCGGCUUUCUAUUGCAUCGGGCGUCGCUAUCUUUUCUGUCUUGCCUUUGUCUUUUUCUCAUCUUUCUUUUCUUGCCCUGUACAUUUGCAGUCAUUUUUAUUUUUGUUCAUUGCAUACACUUCAGGGUUGCUGGCCAAAUCCAAGUCGUGAUUUGCUCUUGCUUUCAAAUCUUGUUGUUUGCGCAGUCAGACAAAUGCUCAACGAGCAUUUCUCCUAUAUCACUCAAUUAAUUUUCAAACUCCGUCACUUCAUUAUCAAGCAUCGAGUGCUUUCUUCUAAUAUCUUAAAAAAAACACCAUCAAGUCCCGCCUUGGACGUGCUACUGCUGAGCGGCUGGUCGCAUCUAUUAGAGGAGUUGGGCCUGCCUUUGUUCUACGCGCUGAGCAACAGGCAGGCAGUCAGUAAGGCUUGGCACACACCUUUUGGACACAGCCCCGUCAGGUUGGUUUAGCUCGAUUUUGUACCUCGCCCGCCUUAUUCAGCCUUCGCGAUGAUGGAUGGGGUCCUGGUCAUUGAUUACUAUGGCUACAUGGUCCCAGCCAGGCGUCAUCAAGUGAAGAACUGCCAUCCCAAGAAAAGAGCAUGUCGCUCAAUGUUUCUGUUUUUUUUUCUCUCUUCUUUUUUCUUCUCUUUUUUCCCUCCAUGACAACAACUUCCCUGAUCAAAAUCCAUUGAAAACAGAAUAACGAAAUAGCUAACAAAUAGGUUCAACCCGAUUCGAUCCGUCUUGGGAAAAGGAGCCAAGACUACACACACAAGUACGACGACCGCAUGCCAGGCGGACGACGACAUGGAAGUCGCGUCACGAUGCCUUCAAUCAAUAUGGCCGCCCUCAAGCCGAUUCUUCUCCUCAUCGCCAUUUGGACCAUGGCCCCGAUACAAGUUUGCGCCGCCGAUGCCACUACGACCGCGACCGCAGCCUCUCCUGUGGCUACUCUUGUCCCUUCCUGUGCCAGGGGUUGUUUCCAGUUAUUCCUGGAUGUUCAUAAAUUUACAGGUUCUUGCGGCAAUUCACCGUCAUUAGAUUGCCUCUGUGGGAGGUAUAGCUCGUCGGGUGCUACGAUAGGCGAGGGUGCCGUUCAAUGUAUCGUCGCUGAAGCAGAAACAGGCACCUGCUCCAAAGAUGAUGCGAGUCAGAGCGUUAUAUCGAAAGCUUAUAGUGCAUGUAACGAACAGCCCAAUGCUGUUACGCCCACCCUCAAGACUAUCGUCGCGACUUUGGUGACAUCGACGACAGCAAUCCCAACUAACUCUCCCACUCCUACCACUAUGAUAACCUCAUCCAGACCACCGACAGGAACUAACGCCCCAUGGGGCACUCCCACUCCAACAUCUACUCCCCAAGAAUCUAACAAAUCAUCAGCAGCACUCAAUGGAAGCCAGGUUGCCGGUGUAACUAUCGGAGCAGUCUCCGGUGUUUUUAUACUUGUGGCAUUCGUUUUCAUAGCGAGGUGUUCCCGGAAGAAGCACCUAAACAAUGUCGCCGCAAGGGAUAAAAACGUGUCGUUUGAUAGUGAGAGAUCAGCGCCUGGUCCUGGUAUGGAUGGUCGCCAGGGUAGCAUGCAAAUUUCAGCUCCUUUGCACGUUGCAUCCGGUCCGGCAGCAUGGGCUCCGCAGCCCUACGAGAGUAUGGCCGCUGCUCCUGCUCCAAGAUUGAGCACCAUUGGCCAGGCACUGACGCCUGCGGGAAAUACGGCCACGCAUUUUGACAACACAACCUCGAACAAUCGAUCCACAAGACAUCCCACGCUGACGCCGAGGCGACGAGAGUCGGCCGAGUUCUUUGCUGCUCUUGCGCGUAACGAACAGCCUGAGCAAGUCCUUCGCCAGCAGUCCAAGCCUCAACUUAACGUCAGCAUUCCUGCAAAUGUCUCUGGCAUUAACAGGGACAGUCAGGUGACAGAGUUCGCCGAGGAUGGAGAGGAUAUGGACCCCGAAACGGCAGGCGGAAACAUCUGGCGCCCACCGCCGACGGAUCCUACCUCAGCGUCCACUUACUACGUAGCCGACAAAUGGGGCAACUGGCGACGAAAGUCGGUGUCGACCCGGGAGCCGAAUACAUCAUACGGGAACAUGCCGCCACCCAGGUCUGCAUCUUCGGCCACAGUCCCUCCUUUGAAACUUGGAAAGAAAUUACCAGGACAAGGUGAUGGCAGCCCAGGGGCCGCCUCGAGCGUUUACUCAGUCUUCACCCCGCCGCAAUCCGAAUAUCCAGGGGCUGAUAACCCAAUGCCGCCGCUGCCUCCCUUUCCAAAGUCAUCAUACGCCAAGAUGUUGGAGAUGAACAGGGCAUUGGAGGCUAGCAGUAACGGACCCACGCCUCAGCGAAAUGCCUCAACGGCCAGCAACGGACCUAUUGGCGCUCGCAGUGCCUGGCCUAAAUCUUUGCCGAGAGACUCGCAGAAUACGACAACAACCAUUGCGGAUGAUGACGAUUUGACGUCCCCAAACCAUGGGAACAGCAUGGUAAUGCCGGUGACAGCAGACGGAAUCAGGAAGAUGCUCGGAGGUGACUCUUCGGUGCGCCCAAGGUCGACUAUCCCGCCUCCUGUUUCAUACAACAAUAUGCCCGGUAGCACCCGUUCUCCUCCGGCCGGAUCUAGCCCGGCUCGUCCCUCAUCAAGCCACUCCUGGACGUCAGCAGCAACCAACUGGCAAAAUGAAGAGUGCAGUCCCCUAAGCCCUAUCCUUGGACGCAUGCCCCCGCAAGGAGUAUCAGCAACCCGCGCCCAGGUACAUGAUCCGCAUCUGCUAUCACCACCGAUACCGUCACAGCUACGGAUGCCCACAACUACUGCAUUUUCAAACACCAACGGCCGCAGCCUGACACGCCCAGGAAACACGACGAGGCCGGGCCCUAGCUUGGACGACGAACCAGUGGUCUUCCCGGCGUUCCCGCCAUCCCCGGAUAGCUUCCGCUCAACCGGCAGCGGGCUUCUCGCGAAGCGGCUGGGCGCCGAGCGUGCGGCCGGCUUGAGCCUCGAGACGGAGGUGCAGCCGGCGACUCGGGCCCACUGGAUGCGGCAGUUAUCACCCUCGUCACCAUCUUCGGACCCGGCGGCCGGUCUGCCGUUGCCUGUGACGCCAGGGUGGGAGCCCAAGCUUACUCCUACGCGGCGGGGCGAUGACCUGUUUCUCAAGGUUGCGUGAGAAAAGAGGUACAAUAGAAUGCGGUUUCACAUAAUCCAUCCUUACCCGAGGGACACAUUCUUACUAUGAUUUUGGAUAAGACGCUCUGCUUACGCCCCCAUAAUACUGACCAACGAAAAAAAACCCCUGGUCCGUCAUCUCAGUUGGGAUGUGGUCUAAGCCCCAUAACCCACACAACAUUGUAUUACUACGACAAGACCUUGUUUGUACAUCCAUGACUGGACUCCUGCUAAUGAAGUAAGGUAGUCAUUUUGUUUCGCAUUUGCUCUUCUUUUUUUUUCACAUGUACAUAAAACUUUUUGGCGAUUCUUCUUCGACUUGACUUUUUGGCGUUUCAUGGGACACUCAGGGUGCGGUAUACCCCCUCUUUGAAUUUGGUGUUCAUUGUUCUUUUCGAUGUCUUGUUAUUCGAUUUUUUUGGCCAUUCUGUUUUGUUUUGGGCAACUAGAGGCAAAGCGAUAAAGAAACACUGUCCUAGAUGUGGAAAAAGCCAUAAUAAUUCUCACUUUAUCUUUUCUAUUUUCUUCUCCCAGUACUUCACUGUUCAGGUUGUGAAAUAUCUUUCAUUAAAAUCCUUCCAAGUUCCCAUGUAUAAUCGAGCUGUCCACACCAAUCGUUGCUGUCACCACUCUACGGCAACAAUUUCAGAUUUAUGCUCGGCAAUGAUGAUCCUCUUACGAUAAGGUCCCCAAGGUUGCCACUGCAGGAGUGCAUGGACACAAAAAGGAAUAUGUUUUG